This is a messenger RNA of Styela clava, 1685 nucleotides long. NCBI's taxonomy places the organism in Eukaryota, Metazoa, Chordata, Ascidiacea, Stolidobranchia, Styelidae. The record is from RefSeq and is a predicted model, not a curated record.
CGUAUUAUCUGUUACUCAGCAGAACUAAAUUUAUUCAUAUAAAUCCACUGUAUUGAACUAUCUGUAUCAAGCAAAAGCAGGAAAAAUGGCUUCAAGUACAAAGAAUGGAUCAGAAGUCACAGGCUCGGGAGAACCAGAGGCAAAAAGAGCAAGAAAAGUUGCUUUGAUAACAGGCAUCACCGGUCAAGAUGGCUCCUACCUGACAGAAUUUCUUCUGGACAAAGGUUACCAAGUCCAUGGAAUUGUGCGUCGUGCCAGUCAGCCUAAUACGCAGAGGAUUGAGCACCUGUACGCAGACAGAGCUACCCAUCAGAUGGGUCAAAUGAUUCUGCAUUAUGGGGAUCUGACAGACAGCACUUGCCUUGUUAAGAUUAUAAACCAGAUUCAGCCUGACGAAAUUUACAAUCUCGGAGCUCAGAGUCACGUUAAGAUUUCGUUUGAAAUUGCUGAAUACACUGCUGAUGUGGAUGGUCUUGGUACGCUGCGUAUUCUCGAUGCGAUUCGAACCUGCGGACUUACUAAGAAAGUCAAAUAUUAUCAAGCGUCGACUAGUGAGAUGUAUGGAAAGGUCCAAGAAAUCCCACAGACCGAGAAAACUCCUUUCUACCCCCGAUCCCCAUACGCAGCCGCAAAACUUUACGCCUACUGGAUUGCAGUCAACUAUCGGGAAGCGUACGGAAUGUACACUUGCAACGGAAUUCUUUUCAAUCACGAAAGUCCGAGGCGGGGAUUUAACUUCGUCACAAGAAAGAUCUCGAGAAGUGUAGCAAAGAUACAUCUUGGGUUGCAAGAUCACAUGGAGCUGGGCAACAUAGACUCAAAGAGAGAUUGGGGCCAUGCCAGGGAUUAUGUGGAAGGAAUGUGGGCGAUGCUGCAGCAUGAAACGCCUGAUGAUUACGUCCUGGCAACAAACGAAACCCACAGCGUUCGUGAAUUCAUUGAAAAAUCGUUCAAACACGUUGGAGUUGAGAUUGGAUGGAGAGGAAGCGGAACGGAUGAGGUCGGAUAUGACAAAGCUACCGACAUCGUCCGAAUAAAAAUCAAUCCCAAGUACUACAGACCCACGGAAGUUGAUUUUCUUCUCGGAGAUGCAACGAAAGCGAAGAACGCGUUCGGUUGGGAACCUAAGAUCAAAUUCGAAGCUCUCGUCAAAGAUAUGGUAGACGCGGACGUAGCCAUGAUGAAAAAGAAUCCCAAUGCUUAACGAUGCCUCUUAUAAUGAAGGAUAUCGUUGAAUUUUGUCAGUGUGGGAUAUUCCAUUGAGAAAUUUUCUGUUUCCACUGCAGAUAUGAAGAAACAUGCAUAGCCCAGAAUGGUGAUUCCAUUACAUUUGAACCCACGACAAUUGCAUACUAUUGCACCUAUGGAAAUUUUUUUACGGAUAUUUGAACCCAUCCUAACCCAUGGGUUUUAUCACCCCUAUAUAGAUUGAACUCGCGGAUAUACGGGUGCAAAUGUAUGGGUUCAAAUGUACGGUCACCCAAAAUGGCAAUACUUUGCCAUUUGGUCAAUAGCCUUCAUAUUGGAAGCAUAUUUGGAGUUGAACUGGUAAAAAUACACUUUUCUGAGCUGCCAACUUCGUUAUGCUAUAUUCAGUAAUUAUCGAAAGCCUACUUUGCACAUCUUAUACAUUUUUAGUUCGUAGUUACGACCUUUAGGAAGGUCGAAUACAUGUAUAUCUAGAC